UAUACUUAUUAAUUUUUUAGAGUCAGCAGAAGUCCACAAAUGUCACCUAUCAAGCACAUCAUGUCUCAAGAGACAAGAGAGGGCAGAUUAUGGGCCAGAGGGGUGGUUUUAGAGGAUGCACUAUAUGGUUUACAGGGCUGUCUGGUGCUGGAAAAACUACCAUUUCGUUUGGUGUAGAAGAUUAUUUGUGUUCUUUUGGAAUUCCAGCAUAUGCACUUGAUGGAGAUAAUAUUCGACAAGGUCUUAACAAAAAUUUAGGAUUCAGUCCCGAAGACAGAGAAGAGAAUAUCAGACGUGUAGCAGAAGUUGCGAAAUUAUUUGCUGACAGUGGUGUAGUUUGUUUGUCUAGUUUUAUAAGUCCAUUUGCUAAGGAUCGUACGCAAGCACGUAUAAUUCACGAAGAAUCUGGUCUUUCAUUUUUUGAAUGUUUUGUAGAUACACCUUUAGAAGUGUGUGAAUUAAGAGAUGUCAAAGGUUUAUACAGAAGAGCUAGAGCUGGAGAAAUCAAAGGAUUUACUGGAAUUGACUCUGCUUAUGAGAAACCUGUUCAACCUGAUUUAACAAUCAAAGCAGGAGAACUAACUGUUCAUGAUUCUGUUCAGCAAGUGAUAAAAUUGUUAUUAGAUAGAGGAAUUAUUCCAGAAACUGUAUUAGAUACUGUGAAAGAGUUAUUUGUACCUACAAAUAGAGUUAGUUCAGCGCGUAAGGAAGCCGAUGCUCUUCGAGGAUUAGAAAUCACAAAAGUUGAUUUGCAAUGGGUUCAAAUUUUAAGUGAAGGAUGGGCCACACCUUUAUGUGGAUUUAUGAGAGAAAGAGAAUUUUUGCAAAGUCAACAUUUUGGUUGUCUUUUAGAAGGUGGUGUUGUGAACCAGUCUAUACCUAUAGUACUGGCUUUAUCUAAAGAAGAUAAAGAAAGACUUGAAGACUGUUCUGCAUUUGCUCUUCGUUACAAUGGAAAAAGUUAUGCAAUUUUGCGAAAUCCUGAAUUCUACGNGCUUCAAAAAGAGUGA
Centruroides sculpturatus (bark scorpion) is the source of this 1010-nucleotide messenger RNA. Its product is annotated as bifunctional 3'-phosphoadenosine 5'-phosphosulfate synthase-like. Lineage: Eukaryota; Metazoa; Arthropoda; Arachnida; Scorpiones; Buthidae. The transcript is spliced from 6 exons. The record is from RefSeq and is a predicted model, not a curated record. Gene Ontology annotation, molecular function: adenylylsulfate kinase activity; ATP binding. Bases 90 to 1010 code for a protein of 306 amino acids. Gene Ontology annotation, biological process: sulfate assimilation; 3'-phosphoadenosine 5'-phosphosulfate biosynthetic process.